Molecule: messenger RNA, 848 nt
Organism: Ceratina calcarata
Lineage: Eukaryota; Metazoa; Arthropoda; Insecta; Hymenoptera; Apidae
Gene: Sod1
Product: superoxide dismutase 1
Exons: 5
Coding region: 196-648 (150 amino acids)
Biological process (GO): superoxide metabolic process
Molecular function (GO): copper ion binding
Source: RefSeq, a predicted model, not a curated record
UCCGCUCGUCCCGUGUAUUUACGUUCGUUGACGGUCAUUGAUUGAGAGCUCGCGUUCGCCGCGUUCGCCUGAUACGCCAUUACUUGGACUGAACGCAAAACGACAAUUAUAUCUUGUAACUAAACGGAUAGUCGUUGCCGGAUAGCCACAUUUUCAAAGUAAUCGUCGUUCGGUGUGGUCGCCAAUUUUCCGAAAAUGGUUAAAGCCGUGUGCGUUCUUCAAGGUGAUGCUAAAGGCACUGUAUUCUUCGAACAGGAUGGAUCUGCGGUCAAGGUCAGCGGUCAAGUGUCCGGCUUAAAAAAGGGAUUACAUGGUUUUCACAUUCAUGAAUUCGGUGAUAACACUAAUGGUUGCACAAGUGCUGGACCACAUUUCAAUCCACUUAAUAAGGAUCAUGGUGGUCCAGACUCAGAUGUACGUCACGUUGGUGACUUAGGAAACAUUGAAGCAAAUACAGAUGGUGUUGCUAAUGUUGCCAUAACUGACAAGAUGAUUCAGCUUCAAGGAGCAAACAGCAUAAUUGGCAGAACUCUCGUGGUUCACGCUGAUCCGGACGACCUUGGCAAAGGAGGCCAUGAGUUGUCAAAAACCACAGGGAACGCAGGUGCUCGUCUUGCUUGCGGGGUUGUUGGAAUUACAAAAGCCUAAACAUCUAUAUUCUGAAACAGUACUAAAAAUAAUGAACAAAUUAUUAUUAGAAAAUAUACGAUGUUACAACUGUUACAGUUUGAAUCUGAGUCCGAGUAUCAUUCCUGAUUUCUUGCAAUAUGAGAAUCUUUUACACUAUGUAAUCUCUGGUAAUUCUGAUGCUUCAAUAAAGUAAAUACGUUCAUGCAUUUGUAAAAUAA